Molecule: messenger RNA, 3022 nt
Organism: Engraulis encrasicolus (European anchovy)
Lineage: Eukaryota; Metazoa; Chordata; Actinopteri; Clupeiformes; Engraulidae
Product: mucin-2-like
Exons: 10
Coding region: 142-1521 (459 amino acids)
Source: RefSeq, a predicted model, not a curated record
GAUAAAGAGGAGCCUUAAAGACCUACUGCAGGCCUAUUUGCUGUUCCAGCAUCACCACUUGCUUGUGCGCUUGGAGGUACCAUAAGGAUUUAACCACAGCUGUCUGGCUCAGGAUUAUUCAACGGUGAGAGAUAAUAAAAAAUGUGGAAAAUGGCAUCAGUUGUAAUCAUUUUGAUUCUAGGCUUUUCUUUUCAGUCCACAAGCUCUUACUCUCUGAGUCCCCAACACGCACUGCAAGACACUGACUCAAAAGGCAGCUUUGUCCCUGAACACAAUUCAUAUGCUGAAGACAGCAUAUUUGACAAAGACGACACAGCAUACUUGUUGGUGGACCCAAUGGACAACUCUGAGAAGUCUGAUCGCAAGUUGCCCGCCCUUCCCAAAGAGGAACCCACAAAGAGAAAGAGAGACACGUUUUGGAUGACACAGCUAAACCGUGGUGGGAGGUUCCGACGGGCAACCACAGAUGACAUAGAGGGUUCUGGGAUUGAUGGCUCACCCACCAUCACAGCUACCACUGUUGCAAUUAAUGCCCCAACAACGGGUAUCACAGCAACCACUGCACCACCUACCACGUCAACUACCCCAACUACCACUACCACCACAACAACCACUACACCAACUACCACUACCACCACACCCACCACUACUACCACUACCACCACACCCACCACUACUACUACUACCACCACACCCACCACUACUACCACUACCACAGCAGCCACCACUACUACUACUGUAGCUCCUCGGCCCCCUCCCACUGUUGAGGUAGCGCUUGUUAUCAUUGUGGUAUAUCAGCCGGCUCUCGCCAACCCAGCCAGUCCAGAGUUCAAGCAGGAAGCAGAAAAGGUUGAAACUCAGCUCUUUGUGGUCUACAGUCAAAAAUAUGGAUCACGGUUCGUGCGGGCCAUAGUGAUAGCCUUCAGUUUGGGAGGAAGUCGGACGGACAACGUAAAUACAGACGUGGAGCUGGUGUUCAACGAGGCCUCCACAGAGCCCCUUCCUCAGAGCACCGACGUGGUGCAGACCUUAACAGACGCCGUUAACGACCCGUCAGCGACAAACUUCACUUUGUCUGUCGAUGCCUCGUCCAUCCAAGUCACUAGUGCUCCAAAAUCAAAAGGCAUGCCCUCGUUCCGCACCAAUGAGACGUUCACCUCUGACCUGUUGUUGUCAACCUCUGCGGCCUUCCAAUCCAAAUGCUCAAGCGUCAAGAAAGAGCUCGAACCAUUCUUCAUCGAAGACUUCCCAAACAACUUUACCAGCCUGGCCUGUACUGCUUUCAGCAAUGGCUCCAUCAUCCAUAUGACGGACAUCACAUUCACGUCCAAUUCCACAAUGCCCUCCGAUAGCCAAAUCAUCGCCACGCUCACCAAGGCAGCGGUUAACGGGACCCUCACUUUCACCAUCUUGGAAAUCAACGGCACAGCGGUCUCCAGUGCAGAAGUCAGCAGUAGAGUCAACCUCCUCAGUGCGUGUGGACUCGUCCUCCUGUCUCUGGCUGUGUCCCGGCCUUGGUAGUCAACUUGACAUUUGACCUUGACCUGUCACCUUUGACCUUGACUGAGAAGAUGAAGAGCUCGUGAAGAGGAAUCAACUCAGCUCCGCCCCCUAGACACGGAGGAGCCUUGUUGUGCAAUGAUUUGCGCAAUAAGUCACAAGUCUUAACAUUAUUUCAAAUGAAAUGCACUUAAAUUAUAUACAUAUUUAUUGCUUUGGUGUAUUUUGUAACCAUGAAGGAUAAUAAUAUUCAUAGCGUUUUCUGAGAUAUUGUAUUUUGUUUAUUGAAAAUACUUUCGUUGAUGAGUUGCAUAUACAAAAAGCUUAUUUAUUCUUAAGAGAGAGGACUUCUAUGUUGGUAAAAUUGAUAAGAUACCACAUAUGUCCUGCACUAUCACCUUUGCCUAAUACUCAGCAGUAUAGUUAUGUCUGUGUUAGGUGUGUUAGGAAUCUCAUCUAAAUCGCUGCUGGUCAGCUAUUCAUGUUAAAUAUUCAAAUAACUUACCAUAUACCUUAACCUUAAAUGUUCAAAUGGCUUACCACAAACCAAACUCCCUCUAUGCCAAUGACUUGUUUUGCUUUCACGAAGGCGAUUAGGGUUGGAGAAUAAAAAAAGACUGUGGAUCACCAAGUAGAAUAAACAGAGUAUGCCACGUCACAUGGGCCGAGUAUGCCACAUGGGCAGUCAUGGGUAAGCGGUUAGGGUGUCUGACUUGUAGCCCAAAGGUUGCCAGUUCGACUGCCCAGGAAUUAACCAGUGCUCUCCCCCAUCCUCUUCCAUUACUGAGGUAGCAUGGUAUCGUCUCGCCGCACUACUCCCUUUCGAGUGCCAUUUGGGGCUGCCCCCCUUGCACGGGUGAGGCACGUAUGAACAGAGAACUGAAAAAAGGCCUCCACAGGCGUCAUACUGUCCAGUCAAACAUGUUGUGUGUAUAAUGGUGACAAUCACUAUGUUUACAUUAAGUUUUUAAUUCCGAAUUAGUAAUCAGCAUUAAAUAGUUCCGUCGAGUUCACUUUGAUCUUUCUUCUAAUUCCCAAUUAUGAAGUGUUCACAUGAGGUUUUCAAAGCGGAAUUAACUUUUAUUCAGAAUGAAAGUGAGUUAAUUCGACAUUAAGCGUUCCAUGUAAACGUAUAGCCAAUGACUUGUUAUACUUUCUUAAUAGCAAGACGCAGGAGAUACAAUCUCAAGACAACACAUACAGAGUACUGUGGGAUCAAUUACACUCAAGAAGUUGUUCAAUCCGGUGUUGAAUUAACACUGUAUUGUUUACUGAGUAGAGUGUGCUUCAGACAAAUUUGCCACAUCAUUGUCAUUUUUUGUGUUACUUGGACAUGUGUAAUUAUAGUGGAAAAUGUACUACUGUAUAUUGUGCUUUAUAAAGAAAGAACAAUUACCUGCAGAACGUGUACAUCUGAUUAGGUUUUUUCUGUUGGAGAGGGAGACAGGAAGAGAGAGAAAACUUGUCUGUGGUUCAGCUCUCUAUGUCUCCUGAAUGAAUGUGUAUUUAUCAGAUCUAUCAA